ACUUUUCAAUUAAUGAGAGAAAGCUUUUUAAAGAACAGCAGAGAGUUUUGAAAUGAGUUUAAAAUAUUUCAUCAUAUAUUCCACUAUCUCAUUGAAAAACAAAGUUCACACUAUAACUCAAUAACUUGUUUUUUUUUCUUAAACAUUUUCAUAUAAAUUUCACAAAUUAUCUGGGAUUUAUCAUUAGUAUAACUAUUUAAACUAAUAAAGGUGUUUGUGAAGUAUCAAUCGAAUUGCAAUAAAUAUGUUUUUAGUUGUCGGUACUUUAAUAAUUUGUCUUUUAAUUACCUUGACUUUUUAUCUUUAUCAACAUUAUACCUACUGGAAAAGACGUGGGGUAUUACAUGAGACCCCUUUACCUCUGUUUGGCAACUUCUGGGGAGUGGGUAAGAGCAAACAUUUACGUGAUGUUAUGAAUCGUUUGUAUGGAAAAUUCAAGGGAAAAGCUCACUUCUGUGGAGCCUAUAUGUUUAUAACCAAAACGGCUCUUAUACUGGACUUGGAUUUAAUAAAGCAUAUUUUGAUUAAGGACUUUUCCAAUUUUCAUGAUCGUGGAAAUUUUCACAAUGUGAAAGCAGAUCCUUUGACGGGGCAUUUAGUUACCCUGGAAGGUGAGGAAUGGCGUGCUAUGAGAACAAAAUUGACACCUGUCUUUACAUCAGCCAAAAUGAAAUAUAUGUUUUCCACUGUGGUUACAGUGGGCAAACAUUUUUCCCAGACUUUAAAAGAAGAACUUAACCGAAUCCCAGAUCAAGUAUUGGAAAUCAAAGAUCUUUGUGCUCGCUUUACCACCGAUGUUAUAGGUUCCUGUGCCUUUGGCAUUGAGUGUAAUAGCCUUAAAGAUCCUAAUGCUGAAUUUAGAACAAAAGGACGUGCUAUAUUUACAGAAUUUCGUCAUGGUCCUCUAGUACAAAUGUUUUUGAUAACAUGUCCUGAUUUGGCGCGUAAAUUAAAUAUGAAAUUGUUUACCGAUGAGAUAAGUGAUUUCUUUAUGAAUAUAGUGAAACAAACCGUAGACUAUCGUUUGGCUAACAAUAUUAAACGUAAUGAUUUUAUGGAUUUGUUAAUAGAAUUAAAACAAAAAAGUAAUAAAAAUGAGAACAAAUCCAUUCAUAUUGAUUUGUCGCACGGCUUGACUUUAGAACAAAUGGCUGCCCAAACAUUUGUUUUCUUUCUAGCAGGUUUUGAAACUUCCUCUACCUCCAUGUCAUUUUGUCUUUUUGAAUUGGCUAAGCACAAGGAGAUACAAGAGAAAUUAAGGCAGGAGAUUGUUAAAACCAUAAAGGAUUGCAACAAUGAAAUUACUUAUGAAGGUGUUAACUCAAUGGUGUAUUUGGAUCACGUGAUAGAAGAAACCUUACGUAUGUAUCCGGUCGUACCAAAUUUGAUACGUAAAGCUAUACACGAUUAUAAAGUCCCGAAUACAGAGCAGGUGAUUGAAAAAGGUACUAGCAUUAUUAUACCCAUCUCUGCCAUCACUAAGGCCGAAUAUUAUGAUCAACCCAACAAAUUCAAUCCUGAUCGUUUUUUGCCCGAAGAAAUAGAAAAACGUCAUAGUUGUGCCUAUAUGCCUUUUGGAGAUGGACCACGCAAUUGUAUUGGUGCUCGUUUUGGUAAAAUGCAAACGAAAUUAGGUUUAAUUUCUCUACUGCGUCAUUAUCGUGUUGAGUGUUGUGAUCGUACCGAAAUGCAAAUUGAAUAUGAUAUGAAAACAUUUUUAUUAUCGUCGAAACAUGGUAUUCAUUUGAGAGUGGUGGAGGUGUAAACCUUGUUUAUAGUUAUAAAUGUGUUUGUAUAAAAUUGUAAUUAAAAUUAUAAUAAAUUUAAUUAAAUUAUACGUUUUGGUUUAGGUUUCAAUAAAAUGUUUUUAAUUUUUACAUUA
Messenger RNA from Lucilia cuprina (Australian sheep blowfly), 1882 nucleotides. RefSeq names its product probable cytochrome P450 6a14. The record is from RefSeq and is a predicted model, not a curated record. Lineage: Eukaryota; Metazoa; Arthropoda; Insecta; Diptera; Calliphoridae. Gene Ontology annotation, molecular function: heme binding; monooxygenase activity; oxidoreductase activity, acting on paired donors, with incorporation or reduction of molecular oxygen.